AUGCAUGUUCAAAUUCCAUCACCACCUUUGCCACCUGUUGACUUACACAACGACACCUUUAACUUAUUUCCGACUCAUAACAUGUUGCCAAGACGCUUCAAACCAAUAGAAACCUGUGACAAUUGUAAGCAACGUAAAAUAAAAUGUGACAAAGAAAGACCAGCUUGUGGGACUUGUAGUAAAGCUCAACGAGAUUGUACUUAUACCUUUUCAGCAUCAUCAAAGCGGCCUUGUCCAAAAAAUAAGCUUGAAAUUUUACAAGAUCAAAUUGAUGAUAUUCAGUCUAUACAAUACCAACAAUUAAAUCAAAUGAAUGAUUUAUUAGAAAUGGCUAAUUGGAAUGGAUUUUACCCUCAUAUGGAGCCAAGUUUAAAUCAAAGUCUUUCUGAAGAGGCAUUACAAUUCACUUCUCAAUUAGCUGCCUCCAUUCAAGGAGAUAGUCAGUAUAUUCCCAUAAUUGAUCCAAACAAUUCUGAUAACAAUGGAUUUAGUAAUAUAGAUCAAUUAGAAGAACUUGCAAAUCAAUUUAACAAUAAUUUGAAAAUCUAUGAGUCAACUAGAUAUGUUGGUACAGGAUCAUUAUUAAUGUUGAAUGAGACUGGUGAAGAACAAAUAAUUCCACAAAAACAAGAUGAUUUAUCAGCUGUUGAUCAAUCAUUAAAAUAUUUGCCUGACCCUAAAACAGCGGAAAGUUUAAUUAAUGUUUAUUUUCAGAGAAUAUAUAGACAUUUUCCACAUCUAAAGAGAAAGGUUGUAGCUGAUUGUUUUAAUGAUUUAUCAACACCACAACAAUUUCUUUUGCUUAAUAGCAUUUUCUUUGCGGCAGCACCUUUUCAUCCAGACCCAAAGUUACGAGAUGGAAGAAUGCAUUAUGAGAAGAAGGCAUUAGCUUUAUUGCAAAACUAUUGUCUACAAACUCCUCAUGUCCUUACAGUUGUGAGUUUAUUCAUAUUGGGACUCCAAUCAAGAAAGAUGGGAUCUGCUUGGAUUUUCUAUGGUAUGGCAACUAAAAUGUCAUUUGAACUAGGCUUGCAUCGUAAAAUUAAAAAUGAUCAGGUUCAAAAUACUGAAGUUAAAGAAAUGAGAGACAUGGCAUUUUGGGGUUGCUUUAUUGGCGAAGUGUGGCUUUCUGCAACCUAUGGUCGUCCAAGUGCUAUAGAUGAAGCAACUUGUGAUGUAGAUUUACUUCCAAUACCACCAGAUCCUGAACCUGAUGAAGAAACAAGAUCACAUAUAGCUUGGAUCUUGCAUAUAAAUUUAUUAAGAAUUUUUGCUCAGAUUCGCAAGUAUUUAUAUGGACGAACUAAAAUAGCAGGUAGUCGCCGUGAAGAAAAUCAAUUUAAAUUUUUGGAUGCUGCGUUAGGAAGAUGGUUUUAUACUCUUCCUAAUUGGUUGAAAUUUGAAGAAAUGGCUCAUGAUGUUGAAGGAAGUUUUUUAGGUUCAAUUGGAGGAGAAAUGCAUACUUUAUUCUGGACAGUACUUAUUCUGCUUCAUAGUCGUAAUUUGACAAUGUUCACAUCAAAUGCCCCCAAAAAUAUGCCAAUUAACAAUAUUGACGAAGAAUCUAGAAUAUCAUCACAAACAAUAUGUUUUCAUGCAGCAACAAUACUUUUACAUUGGCUUGAUGUAUUGAUGAAUUCUGUACCAGAUUUCUUUGAACAAUCAUGUUCAGCAUUAUUUUCAAUAACACCAGCUAUCAGAGUUUUAUCAUGGACAGAAGCACAAAAAAGCAACGAGAAGGCUGCAGGUAUGGUGCAACGAUUAAAAGAAAUCAAAGUCCAAGUUAGGGAAAUUGCUAGGAGAAGGUUUUCAGGUGGUGAAGGAAGAUUGGAUGGUGAGGUGACAUUGAAAAAUUUGUUGGUUAAAGCAAAAGAAGAAGAAUCUAAAAAUAUAGAACAGUUGAAAUCUGAUGAAUAUGAUUCGCAUGCAACAACUAAUAAUAAUAAUAGAGGAAGAAAAUUUAAUAGAAGGAAAAAUAAUAUAUAA
Molecule: messenger RNA, 1986 nt
Organism: Entrophospora candida
Lineage: Eukaryota; Fungi; Glomeromycota; Glomeromycetes; Entrophosporales; Entrophosporaceae
Source: the annotation of a GenBank genome assembly